GGCCGGUAGGGUCCCCUUCAAUGUGUCUCUGCGUGAAGCCACCCGAAGAAAACUGCAGAAGUUUUCAGAACUGAGAGAAUUUCUAAGUAAAUGGGAUUGUGGGCCACUAAACGAAGGAGUACUCUAAAAGGAAAAAGCAAACCUGUGGGAGCUGGGGAAUUCUGGGACAUAGUUGUGUUAACAGCUGCUGAUGAAAAGCAGGCACUUGCUUAUAGGCAGCAGCUGUCAGAAAAGCUGAAGAGAAAGGAGUUACCCCUUGGAGUUCAGUACCAUGUUUUCGUUGAUCCUGCUGGACCCAAAAUUGGAAAUGGAGGAUCAACGCUCUGUGCUCUUCGAUGUUUGGAUAAGCUAUAUGAAGAUAAAUGGAAUUCCUUUACUAUACUUUUAAUUCACUCUGGUGGCUACAGUCAGCGUCUUCCAAGUGCAAGUGCUCUGGGGAAAAUUUUUACUGCUUUACCAUUUGGUAAUCCCAUUUAUCAGAUGUUGGAAUUAAAACUAGCCAUGUACAUUGAUUUCCCUUCACAUAUGAAUCCUGGAAUUGUGGUUACCUGUGCAGAUGAUAUUGAGCUGUACAGUAUUGGAGAAUUUGAGUAUAUAAGAUUUGACAAACCUGGCUUCACUGCAUUAGCUCAUCCUUCUAGUUUGACUGUAGGCACCACACAUGGAGUGUUUGUCUUAGAUCCAUCUAAUGACAAAAAACAGAGAGAUCUUGAAUAUAGGUGUUGCCACUGUUUCCUUCAUAAGCCCAGCAUAGAAAAGAUGCAUCAACUUAAUGCUGUCUGUAGAUCUGGAAACUUUUGUCCACAGGACCUUGCACGAGGAGAUGCUGUGUGUCUUGAAUUAGACUCCGAAUAUGUGUACACCGAUAGCCUAUUUUACAUGGAUUAUCACUCUGCAAAAAAGUUACUUGCUUUUUAUGAAGAAAUAGGCACACUGAGCUGUGAAAUAGAUGCCUAUGGUGACUUUCUUCAAGCACUGGGACCCGGAGCAACCAUGGAGUACACCACAAAUGCAUCAAAUGUCACUAAAGAGGAGUCCAACUUGGUAGAUAUGAGGCAGAGAAUAUUUCAUCUUCUUAAAGGCACAUCACUAAAUGUUAUUGUUCUUAAUAACUCCAAGUUUUAUCACAUCGGAACAACUGAGGAGUAUUUGUUCCAUUUUACUUCGGAUAGCAAUUUAAAGUUGGAGCUUGGUUUGCAGUCAGUAGCUUUUAGUAGUAUCCUUUCAGAUAUUCCAGAACAUUCUGGCAAGACAUCCUGUGUUAUUCACAGUAUACUGGAUUCAGGAUGUUCUGUGGCACCUGGCUCAGUUGUGGAGUAUUCCAGAUUAGGGCCAGAUGUGUCUAUUGGUGCAAACUGCAUUGUCAGCUAUUCUUCCAUCAUUCCCAAUGCGGUUGUUCCUGCAUAUUCUUUUCUGUAUUCCUUAAGCUUGAAGACAGAUGAACACUUGAAGUAUUCAACUAUGGCAUUUGGAGUGCAAGACAACUUGAAAAACAAUGUGAAGACGUUAUUAGAUAUAAAGUCCCUUCAAUUCUUCGGAGUCAGUUUUCUAUCGUGUCUAGAGAGUUGGAAUCUUAAAGUCACAGACAAGCUGUUUUCAGGAAGCAAGGCUCAAUUCAGUUUGUGGACUGCUCGCAUUUUCCCAGUUUGUUCUUCUGUGAGUGAAUCAGUGACAACAUCCCUGAAGAUGUUAAAUGCUGUGAAGAGCAAUUCAUCCUUCAAUCUGAGUAGCCAUCAGCUGAUAUCCAUUGAAGAAAUGCUCGUCUGUAAAGAUGUAGAAGACAUGAUAGCUUAUAGGGAGAAAAUUUAUCUAGAAAUUAAUUUAAUUAAAAAUAAGCCUCACUUGGAGAUAUGUUAAAUAUGUAUAGGCUGAAGAUAUCUUAAAUAUCAUUUAUGUUGU
Molecule: messenger RNA, 1899 nt
Organism: Octodon degus (degu)
Lineage: Eukaryota; Metazoa; Chordata; Mammalia; Rodentia; Octodontidae
Gene: Fpgt
Product: fucose-1-phosphate guanylyltransferase
Exons: 5
Coding region: 91-1857 (588 amino acids)
Molecular function (GO): transferase activity, transferring phosphorus-containing groups
Source: RefSeq, a predicted model, not a curated record